Messenger RNA from Coccinella septempunctata (seven-spotted ladybird), 650 nucleotides. RefSeq lists its product as uncharacterized. The transcript is spliced from 3 exons. NCBI's taxonomy places the organism in Eukaryota, Metazoa, Arthropoda, Insecta, Coleoptera, Coccinellidae. Bases 98 to 508 code for a protein of 136 amino acids. The record is from RefSeq and is a predicted model, not a curated record.
GGAAUCCAAACAUGCUAAGGAUUUUUGCCGAUGUAAUUUAAUCGGGUCUCUCACUAGAUAAGUUGCAGAAUUUUUUAAGCCACAGACAGUUCCCAAGAUGUGCUCGGUUAAGUUUGUUUUAUAUUUUUCUGUCUUCCUAUCUGGUUUUUUUCUCACAACUGAAGGAGUAGGUGUUAAGUCCUGUUAUUAUUGUAAUGGAAAUUGCACAGAACCAAAGCUUGUCAACUGUACCAGACCAGAAAGUGGCUGCAUAGCAUAUGAAGUUAAACAAAACAACAACACAGAUAUCUUCAAGAACUGCUUCGCAUCUUCAACAUGGAACUGCGAUCGAGUUAAAAAAUGGGUCUCCAACAAGCACCUCCGUAUAAGUGUGACCAGCUGUCAAGUCUGCAUGGAAAACGACUGCAACAAGAAUAUAUUUUUCAGGAUCAAGAAUUCGUCAACCAGUGUAUCCCUCAGUACACCCCUCCUAUAUUUCCUAUUUUUCCGUUUAUUGUUGUUGAGGUGAAUCUGAUGAUACACAAGGAGGAAAAUGUAUUAUUUUGUUCUUAAUGAAGGAUACUCAGAUUUUGAGAUUUCUUUUCUUUUCAUUUUUAAUCGUACCGUCUCAUUUUGUAGCAUUUUUUACUCAAUAAAGUCAUGUAUCUAAG